Cyprinodon variegatus (sheepshead minnow) is the source of this 349-nucleotide messenger RNA. RefSeq names its product tetratricopeptide repeat protein 27-like. NCBI's taxonomy places the organism in Eukaryota, Metazoa, Chordata, Actinopteri, Cyprinodontiformes, Cyprinodontidae. The record is from RefSeq and is a predicted model, not a curated record. The annotation marks the transcript as partial. The transcript has 2 exons.
AAAUAAACCAAGGAGCUGUUUCAUCUGCUUUGUUUCAGAGAGCGGCUCUCUGCUGCAGUCCUUGUUGGAGGGAGACUUCCAGGCCGUUCUGCUGAGCCCCCAGGUGACAGGUGUGCUGUCUGGAGAUGGCAGCUGCAAGGACGGCGAGGACCUUGAGGCCUACCUAGAGAGAAGACUGCUGCUGUACCUGAAAGGAGACGAUGAUGAGCAGCAGAAACCAAACAGGGAGCUCACAGUAAUGGCCGCCGCCGUCUCCUGCCUCCAUCUGUUUGCUCAGAGUAACUGGACCGGCCCUCCAGUCCCCUCCCACCUGUGCCACCUGCUGCCGACGGCUCUUCCGUCCUCUCAG